UGCAUUUGCAUUCAGUACUUCCGCGGCGGACUUCCUUUCGACUUGCUCCCUACGCAUGCAAUGUGUUCUUUUUGCGAGCCAACAGUCCAUUUGUAACCCGUCUGCUCAGGUAGGAUUUGGAUAUGGACGGGCAUGGCCUCUGUAUUUGCUCGCAUUUGCUCGCAAGCCUCAUUUGGGUUUAUCGCUUAAGGUAUAGCCUUUUGCAGAGCCAAUGACGUAUCGAGCAAGCACCCAGUGCAAUCCAAGGCGAUGUAGCAACCUUUGACGAUCUGGAUCUUCAUGGAUCAUCCCCCAGAUGCCGUACCUGUGAAUGCCGCGGAGCUGCUUGAAGUUUGUUACUUUUUCGUCAGGUUUGAGUUGUGGCGGCAUGGUUGGAGUGGCCUGACGUUGGCCUGUCGUGUUACGUACACGAAUACCAUGUCUCCAAUUUCUUCCUAUACCGACAAACACCUCCACGAUUAUUCGUUCAACGUGAAUAGAUAUAUAAGGCUGUGUUUAUUGACUGAUUCUAGGGAGACAAUUCUUCAUCGACCUCGAGAAACAUGUUCGCAAGGACUACUACUAGACUUACCAGAAUGCUCAACUCUUCCGCUGCUGCACCUUUACGGAAUGGUGCCCCUGUCGCCGCUGCUGCCGGCGCCGGUGCUGCAUCCUUCCAUUCAUCCCCCCAAAGGCCAGCCUUGAGUCAAGAACACAUGGACAUUGUCAAAUCGACAGCACCCGUCCUCGCCGAACAUGGUGUCACCAUCACCUCUCACUUCUACAAGCGCAUGCUCAAUGCCCACCCCGAAUUGCGCAACAUCUUCAAUUCCGCCCAUCAGAGCACGGGCACUCAGCCGGCGGCCCUGGCCCAUGCGGUCUGGGCAUACGCAUCCAAUAUCGACAAUCUGGGAGCUCUGACAACGGCCGUUUCCCGCAUAGGCCACAAGCACGCCAGUCUUGGAAUCACCCCCGACCAGUAUCCAAUCGUGGGGGAACACCUGCUUGCUUCUAUUAAGGAAGUGUUGGGUGAUGCAGUUAACCAACCGGUCCUUGACGCCUGGGCGGCAGCCUACCAACAACUUGCCGAUAUCUUCAUCGACUUCGAGAAAGGCCUGUAUAAACAAGCAGAACAAACCCCAGGUGGUUGGGUAGGCUGGCGCAAGUUCAGGGUGGCUAAGAAAGUCCCUGAGAGUGACGAGAUCGUCUCCUUCUACCUCGAGCCUGUCGACGGAGGACCACUUCCGCACUUCAAGUCUGGUCAAUAUGUUUCCGUGAGGGUUUGGGUCCCUGAGCUCGGCGUCUACCAGCCACGACAAUACAGUUUGUCCGAUACCGACGACGGCAAACAUUUCCGUAUCUCCGUCAAGAGAGAGGCCGCCAAAGCGCCGGCACCCGCCGGACGCAUCUCCACUGUGCUACAUGAGCAGACGCCUGAGGGCACCGAAAUCGAUGUUAGCAACCCUUAUGGCGACUUCACCCUCGAUGUCGAGGCUACCGGGCCUGUUGUGCUCAUCAGCGGCGGUGUGGGCAUUACCCCUAUGCUCUCCAUGUUGGGAACGCUGGUUGAUCAUGCCCCGGACCGAAAAGUUGUCUUCAUACACGCCGCCCGCAACAGCAAGGUCCACGCCAUGAGGGACUACCUUUCUCGCAUCAUCAAGGACAACCCUCAGGUUUCGCGAGCUAUCUUCUACGAGGAAGUGAACGACUCCGACAAGAAGGGCGAAGACUACGAUUACGAAGGUCGGAUCGAUAUGCAGCAACUUAAAGACAAGGUCUUGCUACCGGACGCCAACUAUUACCUGUGUGGACCUAUCCCCUUCAUGAAGGCUCAGCAAAAGGCUCUUGAGGAACUCGGCGUCCCUUCAGAGCGCAUUCAUUCCGAGGUGUUUGGCUCGGGUGUGGCCUAGAUAUAGAUGACCACAGAAGAAAAAGAUAUGUAUUCUAGUCAUGCGGGUUUCGAGUUCGGGCAUUCGGUUAGGUAGCGUGGAUAGGACUUUUUUCUUUGCCCUGGGAGUUUUGAGAACUUCUUCCCAGGUGGGCAGAGUCCAACAUGAAAUUAUUCAACAACAUUCCCUGCUCUUACAAAACUGGAACCUGCCUCUGCAUCUGACUGUGCAUUCCCCCGGUCGCUUUCGCUUAACAUCGCGCAUCACAGAUGCACUUUUACAUAAUGGGCACGAAUCAAAGUGAGGGCCUUCCCCUCGGAAUCUAUCGCCAACGCAGGAGAUGGUAAGUUGGACCCCACACAAUACCGUAACGAGUCGCAGAUGAGUCUUCUACGCCUUGCAACAUCUUCAGCGAGACAAUCAGUUUUGCUUUCAGAGCGACGACGUAAAUCACCUCGAAUUUCCAAGUGUCUGGCGAAGAACGUGUUCCGGUAAUACCAUUGUAGACUGUCUAUGGCAUCGCCAAGAGAGUCCGCCGUUAGUCGACGAUCUUUUCACGCAGUUGUUUGUAACAAGACGCUGAUCCUGGUCACUCUUCUCUUCGACUGCGAGCGUGAAGCUUUGGCUGCCAUACAGGUGAAGACAUCUUUGGGCUUGAUAGGGCACUCGAACAGCUUGAACGGGGUGGAGACGAAGCUGUACAAAAGGACCAGAUAGAAGCAGCAAAAACGCUGCAUAUGGAGAACGUGAUCACCUUCCGCAGAGCCCAGGUACUGUAUAAUUUGAUGUCUUGCAGCAUGGUUCCCUUGGUAUGACUGAGGGCUUUCAAGCCGAAUCUAACACAACAGUCG
This is a messenger RNA of Exophiala dermatitidis NIH/UT8656, 2719 nucleotides long. Its product is annotated as nitric oxide dioxygenase. Gene Ontology annotation, biological process: nitric oxide catabolic process; cellular response to nitrosative stress. Gene Ontology annotation, molecular function: nitric oxide dioxygenase [NAD(P)H] activity; FAD binding; heme binding. The transcript has a single exon. The coding region runs from base 543 to 1889 and encodes 448 amino acids. The record is from RefSeq and is a predicted model, not a curated record. NCBI's taxonomy places the organism in Eukaryota, Fungi, Ascomycota, Eurotiomycetes, Chaetothyriales, Herpotrichiellaceae. Gene Ontology annotation, cellular component: intracellular anatomical structure.